Messenger RNA from Alosa alosa (allis shad), 2397 nucleotides. Its product is annotated as atherin. NCBI's taxonomy places the organism in Eukaryota, Metazoa, Chordata, Actinopteri, Clupeiformes, Clupeidae. Bases 86 to 922 code for a protein of 278 amino acids. The record is from RefSeq and is a predicted model, not a curated record. The transcript is spliced from 2 exons.
CUGCCAUCAUCAACACAACUGCCUCAGGUGCAGGAGCAACACAAACAGUAAACAUAUAAAAGACCGUGGAACACAGCAGAAGAACAUGAUUCGGCAGAGACAACAGAAGCCUGAGAUGCUUGCUACUGUUAUGCCCACGAGGCCAGAAGAGCCGUUGACCUUGGCUGGCCGGAAUGCCAUGACACAGCGCAACGGGCCAAACCUCCAGCCAUUGGCUAAAAGCGGCCGUCACCGCAAGACACCUGCCCUCCAUCUGUCCAGCGCACCCUGCCAGGACGAGGCCGCCCAGAAGUCUCAGCAGCCUGACCCGCAGGCCCAGCCCCAGACCGCCGAGGUGGACCGGGAGCUCGAGAACCUCCCGCCCCCCACCAGACGGCCCCUGAAACUGGCCCCUCUGCCCCCUGCCCCGGCCUCCGAGCUGAAGGACACCCAGCAGCCGGCGAAGGCCCGGGGAGGUGGAAGGACAACUGCAGCAGCGGUCCCCCCUCCGCCAGAGCCCAAGGUGGGCGUGCGGAAGCUGGAGGGGCUCGGGGGGGCCGAGGCCUGCCCCAGGAAGGUGAAGGCGUGUCCAGCGCGGGAGGCCAGUCCGGCCAGGUCCCCUGAGAGGCCCCCACUGUGUCGCAUGCGACCCGUUGUGGAGUUCCCCAAAGCAGCAGCCCCUAACCCCCACCAACAGCAGCAGCAGCAGUCUGGGGUGGGAGCCAAGACCCUCCUCCUCCCAGUCCCUCAAGCGGAGAGCACCCCGUCAGAAGUCCCCCGGCAGAGAGCAGGAGAACUUCAUCAGCUCCACGCCCCCCCCGACCCCGUCCACGAAAAAAUGCGGCCCUCUGUCCCUGUCCGUCUCCCCGUCUCGCCUGGCCCAGGACGCCCAAGUGGGCAAAGGUCGCGCACCCACCUCCUCCGAAUGCAGCAGCCUAGUUGAGGGCAGCCCUGGUCGUGCCAGGCCUCGCUUGCGUAGGAUCCCUCGGCUGGAAGAGGAUCAGGGCCGAUCAGCCCCAUCCCAAGCUCCAGCCCCAGCAGUGUCAGUAGCCGGAUUACCCCCACAGGAGAAGGAGGAGGAGGCCAAGCCUCCUGGACAUCUGGCCCAGGCUGGGGGCCAGCGGGCAGAGAGGACGGAGAGGGCUCUCCGCGAGGCCACACGUGUGCUGGAGAAGGCAUCCCGCCGGACCCCCGCACCCGGGAAGGCCAGCAGGAAGAUGGUGGUGAACGUUAUCCCUGCUGCUGUGCACUAACUAAUCCCCCUUUCAGAGAAAUGUGACAGGGUUGAGGGAAAGGGAAAGGGUUUAGAGCCAGCAGCAUUAUGUCCACACACUCCCCAGUGAUCCCUCUGGCACAGCAGAAGAAGGAGAAGGAAAGUCCUUCACUAAAGCCACACAACCCUGAGCUGAUAAGGACGUACUGUAAACACCAGCUGCUCGUGGAACCUUCUUGUUUAAACAUCCCAUAUGCACCCAUACUGUCACAUCAAGGCAGAGGACAUGAUGAUUGUCCAAAGCAGAGAUCAUCCAAAACAGAUUGGCUAUGAUUACAGUGUUAAACGCCAUUUGUGAUGCAGUGGGAAUAGACAGAGAUUAGUAUCUACAGCAGAUGCCAAAGAUGGGAAAGAGCUGUAGCUAUCCUCCACACCACCUCUGUUGUCAUUCAACGUGAGUCACAGACCCCAAUAAACACAGAUGCAGGAGACACAUUAAAUCACAUUAUAUUACCUCAUAUAAUGUAAUUAUACUGAUAAUGUCAUACUAGGAGGAAUUUACAGUAGGAGUUGGAACCACAUGAUUAACUUAGUUACAUAGUUUUGUAAAAUGUUACACUGUGACAAAAUAUUGGGGGUGUUUUUUUAUGGAGGGAUGCGGGAGUGGGGACAUAAACAUCAUUGUAAUAAGGGGAAAAGGGAUAAUGAAAAAAGAGAACUCCAACAGCAAAAACAAAAUGCAAGCUGUUUUUGCCAGCUUUGUCGCUAACAUGCAGUGGAACCCAAAUGCUUUUUGUCCUUGGAGGACGGGCGCUACUCUCCUCAAGCCCUUCGAUUGCAUCUCCAGACUUCCUCUGGUUAGAGAGAAGAAAAGGGAAGCGAGGAUCACAUAAAGCAGGCUGUGGUCUGCUCCAACUCUGCAAAAGCGCUGCAGACCACGGGAUUCAACUGACCCAAUUCUAAAAAGAAUUUUGAAGAGAGGAGACUUCUGGAAGAUGAACAGAGCACUGAGAGCAGGAACAUGUUUUGCAAAAGAUUUAACACUUCCCCCAUGAGCUCACACUUAUAGAUUUUGUAUACUAUUUUUUCUUCUUUCUCUAUUUUGACAACAGUAGAAUCCUCAUAUAUUUCACUUACCAUUACAUUCUGUUUGUGUGUGUUUGCGCUCUGGAUGUUUACUAGGCAAAUAAACAGUUUCCUGAGUA